Molecule: messenger RNA, 828 nt
Organism: Symbiodinium natans
Lineage: Eukaryota; Dinophyceae; Suessiales; Symbiodiniaceae
Source: the annotation of a GenBank genome assembly
AUGGUGCCACAUAUUGCUGCCGCAAUGUGUUCAAAGCAUCUUGAAGCACAUCUCCUGCAACCCUCAUGGAGAGCCAGGCCGGGGGAUCAGAAGAUGAGGCGGACCGGCUUCGAGGCAGGGGGAUCAGAAGAUGAGGUGGCCCGGCUAGCGCACGGCGUUUACGCGAAGAGGAUGCCUCGGUCGCAUGACCAUUCGGCGCUGGCCAGAGAGACGUUUUCUCCCACAUCUGUCUUUUGCAUUGGCAGCGCCAUGGUGCUGUUCCGGCAGUGUCCGCUGCCCCCAGACGUUCCUGGCAAGCUUUGGCUGCAUUCCAUGCCGGGAAAGAAUGAAGACUGGAAUGUUUUCGUUGAGAAUGCGAAGUCUGCAGAUGUCAAGGGCAUCGCCUGCAUGACGAGCCGUGCGGAGGUUCAGGAGAAAUCGCCCAGCUAUGCCGAGGCCAUAUCAAAGGACUCUGCUCCUUGCAAGGUCUUGGAGUUUGCCAUUCCGCCGGGCGGCGUGCCUGAGGACGCCGCUGCUUUCAAUAGCUUCAUUGCGAGCUUGAUCACGCUUGUGCGCGAAGGCCAGGGUGUUUUGGUACACUGCACCGGCGGUGUGGGGCGAACGGGCUUUGUGGCCAUCUGCAUGCUGCAGCGGCUUGGUAUGGACCUCGAGGACGCGAAGGCGCGAGUGCGCGAGGCGGGAAGUGGCCCCGAGACGGAUGAGCAGCACGCGUACCUCAAGUCCUUUGCGGAGAGGGGUCACGAACUUGCCCUGGCAUUAGGCCCUUGGGCCUGCAAAGAGCAGGGGCGAUUUUCCGAGGACAAUGACAAUGACAAACUGAGUUUUUGA